This is a messenger RNA of Acyrthosiphon pisum (pea aphid), 2908 nucleotides long. RefSeq lists its product as uncharacterized. The coding region runs from base 474 to 2873 and encodes 799 amino acids. The record is from RefSeq and is a predicted model, not a curated record. The transcript is spliced from 4 exons. NCBI's taxonomy places the organism in Eukaryota, Metazoa, Arthropoda, Insecta, Hemiptera, Aphididae.
ACUAUGAUACGGUUUACUAUUUUUAUACCUACUAAGUACUAAAUAUAUGGACGGUUUUAGUGAGAAGGGGCCCAAGUCAAUUUUCAUCGAUUUUUACUUUACACAUUAAAAUUGUAGGAAAUUUUACGCCGCAUCUAAUGGUGCCACUGUCGAUGUCACGUGACUACUCAUUAUGAGAUUAUAUUAUUGUGCGUUUGGGUCCACAUAACAACUCAAAAUAGAUUUUUGUGAGAAAGGGCACAUCUCGCUAAAUUUGUCAAAUCUUUAUGCGUCAAAGGGCAAUGCAAUUUUGUAUGCGUGCAAAAAGGACCAAGUCACGAAUGUAAGUGUAAAUGGUACCUCGUUAUGUUAUUAACACGUUUUUUUCAAUAUUGUGGACAAUUUUAAUAGUUUUAAAUACUUUUUUACUUUUUUAAACAAUUCGCAAUUAGUUAUAAAGUUAUCACUCUAUCAAUUCAAACCAUAUUUUCACGAUGAUGUCUAGUAGAAGCAAUCGACUUUUAGCAAUGGCAACUGGUGGUGUAAACAUUCAAGAUAAGAGCACAAUUAGAAAAGAAAAAAUACCAAAGAAACCAUCUGUUUGCCGUAAUUUAAAUAAUAGUUUUUUAACUGAAGUCAACACAUCAAAAAACAAGCAAGUUCUGGAAUGGUUGAAUCAGUCAGAAUCUACAAGAAUGAGCAACGAUACAGAAGGUGUAGAAAACUUUAAAAAAGAUAUUUAUUGUUUAAAUGAAAGUGUUGAUGUACCCGAGCAAUGUAUCAUGAAAAAGACUGAUGAAUCUAUGUGUUACCAAGAAAUUGGUAUAACUGAUGUUUAUGAAAACUUAGACACUGUGGAAAACAUUAUUAAUUCAAUUCCAGAAGACCUUUUAGCGUUGGUUCAAAAUGAAGAUCAAUGCUACAGUGGAAUUCACCAUGAAAAUGUAACAAAUCUAAACGGAUUUGAUGAACUGAACUCUGAAAAAGAUCCAAGUGUAAUAUUUGGCACUUCUGAAUCUGGGAGUGAUGAACAUAAUUUAUUGCACACAGAUACUGAGGCAUUAUUUGGCACUCUUGAAUCAACAACGGUGGUAAAUGAAAUUAAUGGUAACAACAAUGAAUCUAAUUUAAACAAAAGAAAGAAAAGACCUAGUACGAAAGGAGAUACAAGACAAUAUAGGCAGUACAGGAAGAAAAAUAGGAAUUGUGGAACUGAGUAUACAACAAAUACAGGGAAAAUUAUGAACUCUCGGUCCUCUAGAUCUCUCUCCGACUGCCGAACCAAAUGCAAGUCAAAAGUACAUGACAAUUUACGAAUAAGUCUAUUCAACCUUUAUUGGUCUAUGAAUAGUCACGAUAGGCGGAGUUCAUAUAUUUCAAGCCUGGUUCAUAGUACCGUUAAAAAAACAAAUAGACAAAGAAGGGAUACACCUGAAAAAAAAAAACCUAGAGAACUAGUCUAUCAUUAUUCUGUUCCAAUAGACGGAAACCUUGUGACUGUGUGUAAAGCUUGCUUUUUAAAUAUUUUUGGUGAAACAUCAAAAUUUGUUAGAAAUAUUUGUAAUAAAAAAUUAAGUUCACCUGCUAACAGAAGUUCACCAGAUAAAAGAGGAAGAAUAGCUCCAAAUAACAAAAAAUCUCCUGAAGAAAUAAAAUUGGUAAUUGAUCACAUUAAUAAUCUACCAUCUUAUGAGAGCCAUUAUUGUCGAAAACAGUCAAAAAAAAAAUAUCUCCCAACACAUUUCACAUUACAAAGAGCAUAUGAUGAGUACAAACUAACGGUUGAAAAACCAGUUAGUAGAUCUCUAUACGAAAAAUAUUUUAAAUCUUCAGGUUUAAAGGUAAAAAGUCUUAAAAAGGACACAUGUGCACAAUGCGACAGAUAUAAAAUUCAACUUUCUAACAGUAUAUCUCAUGAACAAAGAAUUAAUCUCACUGCAGAGAAAAAUAAACACCAAGAGGAAGCAGAACAGGCAUAUGAAACUAAACGAAAUGACAUUACAACAAUGUCAACUGACACAUGUGUAUUGUCAUUUGAUCUACAGCAGUGCCUCCCCACUCCUCAAUUAGAAAAUUCUGUAUCAUUUUACAAAAGGCAGUUAUGGACCUAUAAUUUGACAAUUCAUAAUUGUAAAACUUCAAACGCUUCUUGUUAUGUGUGGUAUGAGUCACUGGCCAAAAGAGGAGCUAAUGAUAUUAGUUCAUGCCUUUUUAAUUAUUUAAAAAAUUUACCAAAAGACAUAUCUAAUGUAAUAAUGUAUAGUGAUUGCUGUCCAGGGCAAAACAAGAAUGGUAUUGUUAUAGCCAUGUGCUUAUACUUUUUAGAACAACAAGAUUUAAUUACUACAAUUGACCAUAAAUUUAUGGUUCCUGGCCACUCACGUAUGGAAUGUGACUCUGAUCAUGGCAAAAUUGAAAAGGCACGUAAAAGAUAUCCACAUUCAAUAAGCCACCCAUAUGACUGGAUGCAGUUUAUUCGUUGGGCUGGGAAAGGGAAAUUUGUUGUUAAUGAAAUAAACCAAGAUAACUUUUUUGACUUUAAUGUUUUACUAAAAAAAAAAUACCAAAUGAGAAAAAAAAAUGAGGAUGGUGACAAAUUUAUAUUUCGUGAUGUUAAAUGGUUUCGUUAUUCAAAGGAAAACAAAAAUGUAGUAUUCUAUAAAACUUCACUUGAUGAAAAUGAGCAUUUUAAAACAUUAGAUAUGUCUCGAAGAAAAUCUAUUUCUAUGGAUCUGCCAAAAGCGUAUACUGAUAUAUUAGAAAUAACAGAAGAAAAAAAAUCUGAUCUUUUGUCUCUUUUAAGUUUUAUUCCAGAAGUUUUUCAUAAUUUCUACCAGAACCUUAAAACAUCAAAAGACAUAAGUGAUCCCAUUGUUUCUGAAGAUAGUGACUAAUUUGAGGUAUUUGUUAUUAAUAACAUUUUAUUGUU